Messenger RNA from Porites evermanni, 1316 nucleotides. NCBI's taxonomy places the organism in Eukaryota, Metazoa, Cnidaria, Anthozoa, Scleractinia, Poritidae. The record is from the annotation of a GenBank genome assembly.
CUGAGGAAGACUCCCAACUUGUUCGUGGAAGUUGCUCCAGGGUACAAAUUUGCCAGAGCCAACUCCGUAAGCUCUCCAAACAUGCAAACCUUCCUUGGUGUAAAUGUUGUUAAUGAAACUAACUCCCUCCUAUUUUACUGGAGUGGACUUUGCAGCAGGUUGUGGCUCGCUUACCGUCACCCGGACACCAGAAAUUCCGCCAGAUUACUCAAUGGCCGCCAUCAUUUGUGAGGCUGUCUCUAUGUCGUGGCCUGAAUUGAGAUUGGUGCACAUGUGACUUUUAAUUGUCGCGGCCUUACGAUCACAAGAUCCUUUUCCGCCUUGGGGGUCGGAAAAGUCAAAACGCUUUAGUUCAAUUGCAUACUCGCGGGCAACAUGGUAGACUGAAAGUAAUGGAAACGCGCAAUGAUAGCAUCCUGCGUUAUCGCUCCUUAAAUAAACAGAGUUGACUUCUGGCAUGAUUUCCUUAAGUUGACGAAAGACGUCAUCAAUAAUGGCGAGUAACAGGCGAGUAACCAGCCUCGCAACUCUCUGUGUUUAAAAAACGGUUUCACUAAAUCUGUUACAAGGUGAAGAUUUCUACUUUUAGACUGCAAACAAAUUCUCUCAGUUCGCUCAAAACAAACAAAAACAGACACCUGUUUUUAAAUUAGUACCGACAUUCUUAAUUAAAUUUAUUUGAAAAAAAAGUGAUAGCGACGACGUUUUUAUCCGAUUUCACGAGGUUUUUCCGAGGGCAACGCCGCCAAAUUUUUUUCGUUUCCUCAGGUAAUGAUUUUUCUAUAGCGAUCAUAUUUGUCACUCUUUUGCCUUUAUUCGUUUUUUUAAGCAGGUUUCUGUUUUUCUUUCCUUCUUUUUUUACUCUGAUAUUUCAGUAAUAAAAAAAAUCGCUAAGAUCCACUAGACCACUUGUUCCAUGUUCCAUGUUCCAUGUUCCAAUCCUUCUCUCCUGUAGUUGUAGAUUUCACUUGGAUGAAGCGGUAUUUCACAACUCCACGUGAUAACAUAUGUUUUUGACUUGAGGUCUCUUGGUUCCGCUUUGGUUUGCUGCUCAGUUCAAAACUAAUGUUUCGACAAAGACUUACGAAAGGCACUCUAAGACCACUUUUCAGGAAAAUGGAGGCAGUGAAUACGCACAACAAAAACCAAGGUCCAAAGCAUGCAAAACAAACGAUGCCAACCGUGCCGCUAUCAUGUCGUGGGAAAUGAUUUUGAACGACUGGUUAUGGUUCACGAACCAAAUGACACCGGCCUACAGAAAUACAGUUCUCUUCAUCAUUGAUUUGAAGACAGAAAGGUUAGAUUGUAUACGUUAA